CUUGAUCGUUUGUCGAGUUGAGUAGGUUUUGGAGAAAUGGGAAGAGAACGAGAGAUGUCGUCUCCCUCCUCAUCCUACACCGUCGAGCAGCUAGUCGCAGUCAAUCCGUACAAUCCCGACAUCCUUCCCGAUCUCGAGGCCUACGUUAACGAGCAGGUUUCAUCACAAACAUACAGUUUGGAUGCAAAUCUCUGCCUUCUUCGGCUCUAUCAGUUUGAGCCAGAGCGGAUGAGCAUCCAAAUUGUUGCUCGGAUUUUGGUCAAGGCUCUCAUGGCAAUGCCAGCUCCAGAUUUUAACCUCUGUCUCUUCUUAAUCCCAGAACGAGUGCAAAUGGAGGAACAGUUCAAGACACUGAUUGUCCUCUCACAUUAUCUUGAGACAGCAAGGUUCCGUGAGUUUUGGGAUGAGGCAGCAAAAAACCGCAGCAUAGUUGAAGUUGUACCAGGUUUUGAGCAAGCAAUCCAAGCUCAUGCAAUUCAUGUCCUUUCACUGACUUAUCAGAAGGUUCCGCGACCUGUCCUUGCUGAGGCGAUCAACAUCGAGGGCCUCUCUUUGGACAAGUUUCUGGAGCACCAGGUGGCCAACUGCGGGUGGGCCCUGGAGAAGGGCCAUGGCCGGGGCCAGCUCAUUGUGCUUCCUCGCAACGAAUUCAACCAGCCGGAGCUCAAGAAAAACACUGCAGACAGCAUCCCGUUAGACCACAUAACUCGCAUAUUCCCCAUUCUCAGCUGAUUUUUCAUUUUUUUUCUUCCAGUAUGGUGACAGUUGCUAGUGAGGUGGUGCAUUAUGGAUUGAUUUGAAGUCCUAUGCAGGAUAUCAGCUAUCUGAUCAUUCUUGUAAUGUUUGAGACUGCAAGCUUCUUGUUGUUGUGUUUUGAAUUUGGAAGAUAUACUUGUGGCAGUUGUUACUUGGUAAA
This is a messenger RNA of Magnolia sinica, 916 nucleotides long. Its product is annotated as eukaryotic translation initiation factor 3 subunit K-like. Bases 37 to 732 code for a protein of 231 amino acids. The record is from RefSeq and is a predicted model, not a curated record. NCBI's taxonomy places the organism in Eukaryota, Viridiplantae, Streptophyta, Magnoliopsida, Magnoliales, Magnoliaceae. Gene Ontology annotation, cellular component: cytoplasm; eukaryotic translation initiation factor 3 complex. The transcript is spliced from 8 exons. Gene Ontology annotation, biological process: regulation of translational initiation. Gene Ontology annotation, molecular function: translation initiation factor activity; ribosome binding.